UCCAACUCCGGCCGCUAGGAAUUUGAAACCGUGAAGCGUUUUUCGUUCAUUUAACAAGUGAAGAACUAGAGGAGAGCUCGAAACCAAAAAUAACAAGACAGAGAGAGAAGGGUGUCAUACAUGAGAAUGGAGAUUAUGUUUUGAGAAAAUUAAGAAAGGUAUCAAAGUUAGUGUGCUCAGCUAAAUUAAGAGCUUUCUGUAUUAUCAGGGUUUGCAGCUCUGCUUUCUCACAUGGCUUCGCUAAGUGAAUUGCCAGCUUUGAGAAAUUAUAGCAAGCCUUUUGGAAUUCGUUUCCUAGAAUACAUUAAGAAAGGAAAGCUUUCCUAUAAAACUCAUCAAGCAAUUGUGUUGAUCGUAACAUUUUUGGCUUACACUUGCUACCAUGCGACAAGGAAAACAACAAGCAUUGUGAAGAGUGCUCUCGAUCCUCAAUCACCUGAUGUAGGCUUGAGGUUCCCAUGGAGGAUGACAUACCUCAGUUCACCUGCUGAAAAAAAAAGAUUUUCUUGGGUUUUAGGAGACGGUUGGGCACCAUUUAAUGGAUCCGAUGGUUCGGCCUUGCUCGGUGAACUAGACGUGGCUUUCCUCUCGGUAUAUGCUUUAGGAAUGUACUUUUCCGGUCACUUAGGUGACAGGAUGAAUUUAAGGGUCUUUUUGACAGUAGGAAUGGUUGGAACUGGCUUGUUUACUUCACUAUUUGGUGUUGGGUACUGGGCUAAAAUCCACAGUUUUUACUAUUUCCUUAUAGUACAAAUGAUUGCUGGUUUAUUUCAAUCAACGGGAUGGCCCUCAGUUGUUGCAGUGGUGGGUAACUGGUUUGGGAAGAAAAAGAGAGGUUUGAUUAUGGGCAUAUGGAAUGCUCACACAUCUGUUGGGAACAUUGCUGGUUCAUUGAUUGCUUCAGCACUGUUGAGUUAUGGAUGGGGUUGGUCCUUUGUUGUGCCUGGUCUGCUCAUUGCUUUCGUGGGCUUGUUGGUUUUCCUUUUUCUGCCUGUCAGCCCCGAAUCGGUCGGAGCUGAUAAAGAAGAAGAUGAAGUGGGUUCUCCUAGGAAGAUCGGAGAGGGAGUAACAGAGCCUCUAUUAGGCUCAGAUGCUGAGAUCAAGGAAACAGCCGUGGGGUUCAUUGAAGCUUGGAAAAUCCCUGGGGUUGCUCCUUUUGCUUUUUGCCUCUUCUUUGCCAAAUUGGUCGCUUACACAUUUCUCUAUUGGCUCCCAUACUACAUUAGCCAUACAGCGAUCGAGGGAAAAUAUUUAUCGAGUGAGACAGCAGGAAACUUGUCAACAUUCUUUGAUAUUGGAGGGGUUCUCGGAGGAAUCUUAGCCGGACACAUUUCGGAUCGCCUAGAUGCCAGAGCCAUAACAGCAGCAACUUUCAUGUACUGCGCGAUCCCUGCUCUCUAUUUCUAUCGUACUUACGGGCACAUUUCCUUGGUAAUGAACAUAGCCCUCAUGUUCAUUUGCGGCAUGUUUGUAAAUGGUCCCUAUGCUCUCAUAACAACCGCUGUGUCGGCCGACCUGGGAACGCACAGUUCGUUAAGGGGGAACUCAAAGGCAUUGGCAACCGUGACAGCAAUCAUAGAUGGAACAGGUUCAGUUGGUGCUGCAAUUGGACCACUUCUAACUGGCUACAUUUCUGCCAAGAGCUGGAGUGCGGUUUUCAUGAUGCUCAUGGGAGCAGCUCUAGUUGCAGGGCUGUUGUUGACAAGGUUAUUGGUGGCUGAGGUGGUUGCAAGGAUUUCUGAAUCAAGGUCCCAAGCAGGAGGAUCCCAACCAACAUCUCAAGAUGAAGAACUGGGUGUAUGAUUUUAUUUGUAGAAGCUCCAACUGUAUAAAGCGUGUGUGAUUUUUCAUAAUCAGUCUUUGCUCAUGGAUAGAACAUGAAGGGGGAAGAUCCUUUGAUUAUGGCCUUGGGGAAGCCAAGGUUUUUGUGGCAAUUCUCCGUGAUUAACAUGGGCGAUAAAAGAAAGGGCAGGGAGAGAGGAAGCUCCGUGCCCAAUUUGUAUAUGUACAUUUUGAACGCUGUGCCUUGUUUUAAGCAGUCAUCAUCAUUGCUUAUUCACAGCUUCUAUUUCUAUCUGAACGAGGAAGAGGCACUUACGGUUAAAAAUAGUAAAAAUAACUAAAUAAGGGUAAAUUACACCAUUAGUCGCUAAAUUAUAAGUAAGUUUUCAUUUAGUCACUUAAUUAAAGAAAGUUAUAAUUUGAUCA
Messenger RNA from Gossypium raimondii (Peruvian cotton), 2208 nucleotides. Its product is annotated as putative glycerol-3-phosphate transporter 1. Lineage: Eukaryota; Viridiplantae; Streptophyta; Magnoliopsida; Malvales; Malvaceae. The coding region runs from base 232 to 1803 and encodes 523 amino acids. The transcript has 3 exons. Gene Ontology annotation, molecular function: glucose 6-phosphate:phosphate antiporter activity. Gene Ontology annotation, cellular component: membrane. Gene Ontology annotation, biological process: phosphate ion homeostasis; transmembrane transport. The record is from RefSeq and is a predicted model, not a curated record.